Messenger RNA from Populus nigra (black poplar), 2208 nucleotides. Its product is annotated as protein MODIFIER OF SNC1 11-like. The record is from RefSeq and is a predicted model, not a curated record. Gene Ontology annotation, cellular component: nucleus. The transcript has 6 exons. The coding region runs from base 205 to 813 and encodes 202 amino acids. Gene Ontology annotation, biological process: poly(A)+ mRNA export from nucleus. Lineage: Eukaryota; Viridiplantae; Streptophyta; Magnoliopsida; Malpighiales; Salicaceae.
GAGCAUUUAAACGAAGGAAGGAUGGCUUUGAAGAAUUUGUCCAAAGAAAUAUAAGUUGGAUCCCCGCACCCGUUCUUCUGUACACCUGCUUGCUUUUCCCUCGAAUUACACACUACAUCGAGCCAAGCAAACAACAUCUCCAAAUCUACCCAGAGUCUCUUGCUCCAGCUUUCAACGCGUUAUCUCCCACAUCUAACUCUCUCAAUGGCAACCGAAACAGAAAAUCCUUCAACCGCCGCCGCCAUCACCGUCGAAGAUAACCCUAGCAAAACCCUAGACACGGCAGUCCCUGCUUCUACCAAGCCAGAUCGAGUCCAAGAUUCUACCAACACUGCAUCAUCUACCGUUGACUCAGCUACAGAAGGGCCCAUGCAGGGCGCCGAUAAUUCAAAGAGCGCUGCCCCGGCCACCGAUACUGACAAGAAGAUCCGCCGUGCUGAGCGGUUUGGAAUUACUGUUCAGCUUUCCGAGAAAGAGAAGCGCAAUUCUCGUGCUGAAAGGUUUGGCACUGGAUCGCAGGGGCCAGGGUCAGAGUCAGACUCAGUGAAGAAAUCAGAGGAGCUGAAGAGGAAGGCUAGAGCAGAGAGGUUUGGGAUUCCUGUGCCACCCACAGCUACUGCUGAGGAGACGAAGAAGAAAGCUCGUCAUGAAAGAUUGGCACCGGCUCCAAAAAUAGAUGCACUUGAAGAAAACAAAAGGAAGGCAAGGGCUCUCAGGUUUUCACAAAGUUCAUCUGAUUCCCUAUCAAUGAAUGGCAAGGGGGAUCUUGAGCCAAAGGCAGCUAUUGCAGGCAAGGCUGGUGGAGGGUCUUGAAAAGAGAUUUCCUUUGAUAAUUUUUAGGUUUAGUGUUAUAACAUGAGAGAUUCUCUUAGUGGCUUCUAUUCUCAUUUUAUUUUUCCAACAAAAGAACUCCCAGAUGCAGCACUCUUUAUUCUUGGAUAAUUAUCUACAGGGCAUUUGACAGGAUUUUGGCACCUCUCAUUUCAGACUACCUAUGUCAUUUACCCGGGGCGUAGACGAAUCAACAGGGACUUUGAGUGUUCACUUUUCUCAAAAUCUUCUAAAAAUAUCAGAAGUUCUGAAUUUUGAAUCUAGGAAAUUUUUUAAUAUUUUAAGCCUAUUUAAAGAAAGUAUCAAGUGAUCUUUUUUCUGCUGGACUACAUUACUGUGAUAAGGAUGCGUUGCUAGUGUCUUGUAUAUUCAUGAAGCUGCUUAUGCAUGAUCCAGUAUUACAUGAGUAUUGAGUAGAUAAUGUGUUGCAUCAUAUCAUUCAUGACAUUGAGAUUUCAAACAUGUUUCUUACUUCACUGAGAAUUGGGGAUGAUUCUUAUGACUUAAUAAGUGAUCCAGAGAAUGGGCAAUUAUGAAUAAAAUUAUGGAGUCUUAUUUUGGUUGAUGCAAGCAUUUAUCCAUGGACCAUGGUCAGUCUUUUGCUAUUUAGUGGCCAUUCGCCAGUCUUUUGCUAUUUAGUGGUCAUUGAAGCCUAUAACCUAAGCAAACAAGCUUUUGAGGUAAGCCUGCUUUUUUGAAUUAGAACAUUGGAGAAAGGCUGCAUUCUUUUUGUUUUGUAUGCAUGUAAAGCACGAAUAUGUUUUCAAUCCUUUAGAGAGUUCAGUGAACUAGAAUCAGUUUUUAUCCUUUCCUUUUUUAAAAAAAAAUUGUUUUGUUUUCAUUUGUGUUUCAUGCCAUGACUGUGCAUUAGAACAUGUUUCCAUAAACCAUGGAUGGAUUGGCUAAGUUCAUCCCAAAUUCCUGUGUUUACACAAUACUAUCAGGUGUUCUGAUGUGUAAGAUCUGGAUAUAGAUGCAUGUGCUACUUAAUGCAACGGAGUUUCAUGAGGUGUAAGGCUACUAUAGGAAAUGUUGUCUAGUUAGUUAUUCAGAAUUUCUGAUAUUCUUUCUGGUAUUUUGAGAUCAGUGAACACGCUUCGAAGGUGUUAUUGAUUAUUUUUUUCGGCCUCAUACUGAAUUGCUCUGCAAGGUAGACAACUGGGAAUGGAAGAUAUCUUGAUAAUUGGGCUGCUGAUUUAAGUGUCUCCAUUACAAAUUGUGAAAACACAGCAUCUGAAGUUGCAUCUGAAGUUCUUGUAAUUGAUAUUUAGGGAUGGAAAGACCAGGAUUAUUGGGAGAAUUUGUAGAAUUUCUUUUAAUUCUUUUGUUUCCUUUUCCAUAUUCGCAACUUUAUGUAUGUGUUUGGUGUUGAUUUCC